This is a messenger RNA of Sparassis crispa, 3336 nucleotides long. RefSeq names its product Ribonuclease H1. Gene Ontology annotation, molecular function: nucleic acid binding; RNA-DNA hybrid ribonuclease activity. The coding region runs from base 1 to 3336 and encodes 1111 amino acids. The record is from RefSeq and is a predicted model, not a curated record. NCBI's taxonomy places the organism in Eukaryota, Fungi, Basidiomycota, Agaricomycetes, Polyporales, Sparassidaceae. The transcript has 2 exons.
AUGAUGGAACAAUGCCUACAGCAACACUACGACUCUGCUUCUGCUCCCGCUCAUCAUGAGGAGCUGCAGGACCUUCGUAUACAACACGAGCAAUUUGUGGACAAUGCUCAAGCUCAGCUGGCAUCCUUGCAAGCUGAGAACGUCCACUUCACAACGACGUUACAGCAUGUUAACACCACUUUGACAGCUAUGGAUAGUACCAUUCGCCAGCUGUCCCAGUAUCCGGGCCCCACUGAGCCGCAUGGAGAGGAUACACGAGGACGCGGUUUUCAGCGGCCUGCUCGACGUGCCAACACCUCUCCACCUCCGACUGAUCGUCCACCUAAACGACGGCGCAACGAGUAUAACCGUUACUAUGACCGCCGUGACCGUGAUCACUCUCCCCCGCCUCAAAUGCCAAUGGCAUCCACGCCCUCUGCGGGGGCCAUGCUACUUGCUAUGCCGCCUAGAUCAGCGGCGCCGGUCAUUGCACCUUCUCUCCCUGCCCUGUCAGUGGCUCCUGUUCCUCCUCUCCCGGUGCCCCCUCCACAGGUACAGCUACCACUACCUGUUCCACCCACCAUGCCCGUCCCUCUGCCUUUGCCUAUCCAAAUGGAUACGCGACGCAUUAUGCGUCUCGGACCCAUAGCAUGGGACUUGUCCCAGGCUCGUGCACAGCUACUAGCUAUCGUCCACGCAUCGGGAUCGCCAUCGUCAUUCCCUACAUCUGAUAUUAUCGAGACACGGCCCGACGACGACCACCAAUAUUUGUGCAUUGUUUUCCGUAGCAGUGUUGCAGCCGAUGCCUUCGUUGACGCUUGGCGUCGCAACUGUCCGGCUCAGUAUAAUUUCGUCGUCCCGCAUCUGCUUCCUCGGGGUCACUGUACUAUACGCCUGUUGUCGUGGAAUGUAAACGGACGCCUCGCUCUCAAAUUGACCGACAGCAUGUUUGUUUCGUACUUGUUCCAAUAUGAUGUCCUCCUUCUCCAGGAAACUCACCUCAGACCAGAGGAGCACGAUGUGCUCAUCUUUCCCGAGGAGUACGACAUGAUCGCGGUUUCCAGGCGGAACACACCCACGAUGCAACAACCCGGAGGAGGUGUUGCAAUCUUUUUGCGUUGUCAAAUACCGCGGAUCGUCCUCACGUCUCUCUGCACGGAUGACAUGCUCGUCGUCGAUCUGAACGUCUGUAUCCUUAUCAAUGUGUAUCUGCCCCCGGAGACAUCCCCAUGGAAUCUUCUUCCACCUGCGCAGCCUGAGCAGCGACUCAAGGAGACCUUGGCGGUCCUCGGCAGAUGCCCAGACAAACCAAUCAUUGUCGCAGGCGACCUCAAUGCACGUAUCGCAGCCUUGUCCCCAACGAAUAGCGAUCAUAUACGUCAAUCUCCCGACGUCGCAUCGCUGAAUUCACGAGGCCGCCGCAUCUUACAGCUAUGUGACGACUUCGAUCUCGACAUCGUGAAUGGCACGUCACUGCAGGUGCCAUCGUCUUUACACUCUUUUACAUCGCUCCAACCAGCAGGCUCUGCGAUCGUUGAUUACGUCCUCGCCUCAGCCCCCCUCGACCGCAUUGUGCACAGCCUCGAUAUUUUGCCUCACAGGCCUGAGUGGACUGACCACAGUGCCCUGCGACUGCAACUACAUCAUCCUACUUAUUCCACCGAGCUGCCCGCUGCUUCCAACCAUAAGCUGAAGCAACAUCGACAAUAUUCACACAUUCCUUCUUCUGCUAUGGGGCCCUCACCUUCUACUGCCCUCGACACUAUCUUACAUAAAACUCUUCUCGCAGUAGAGACGCCAGAGGCAGCCCUGCAACGACUGUAUGGACCGGUCUACAUUGAUACUCCUCCGGUCUCAGUCUAUACUGAUGGCUCGUGUAUGCGUCAAGGCACUCCCACCGCUGCAGCAGGUGCUGGGGUUUACUGGGGUCCAAAUAAUACCCGUAACAAUAGCAUACGCGUACCGGGUGAUCAGACCAACAACCGAGGUGAACUCUUUGCAAUUCUGCAUGCUCUCAUGGUGACAAGUCCCAGCCGUACUCUUCGUCUUUAUACUGAUUCAACAUACUCCAUCCAUUCACUCUGCCACUGGGCUCCCCAACAUGCAUCUCUUGGCUGGAGCUGCGCAAAUGCAGAUAUCAUGCGCGAUGCUGUUGCAUUCCUCACAUGGAGAAUCGCACCGACUGUCUUCAUCUGGAUCAAAGGACAUGCCGGAAAUGCACAUGCUGAUGCUGCAGAUGCUCUUGCAAAGCAUGCAACAGUCCUCCCAUUGCACGAUAACGACUACUGUUCCCCCGUCCUGCCACCACCACUUGACACUUCGUCUUAUGGCACAACUCUCUCGAUGCCUAAGGUCACCACGAACCUGUUGCCACUUCCGUGCUCUCCACCACACUGCAAUCCUUCUCCCAAGCUUCCCACUCAUGUGUCUCAUCGAGGCAGGACUCGACUGCGACAUAUGAUGGAUUGCAAUAAGGAGAAGCUACUGCAUUGUGCCAAUGAUCGUGCAUUUUGGUCGCUUAUCCGUCAGUGGACUAAUACGCAACCGAGACCUGCUCAAGUCACUGUCGACCAAUUACACGACGUUUUUCGUGCACGAAUGAAUCCGCCGGAAGCAUUUCCUGUCGAAUUUAAUGACGUGCGGCAUGUUCUAAAUCAUUGCUGUGCGAACUUGCUACCACAGCGUACCGUGGAUACUACUCCGCAGCGAUUUUUCAGUCGCGCAUUUACCAUUGACGAGAUAGCGCAUGCUAAGGCACACAUUAAGCUUCAUUCCUUACGUUCAGCGCGUGGAGCAGAUCGUGUCGCAUAUAUCACAAUUCUUGCCAUCCCGAACGAACAGCUUCUACUUCUCUUCGAGCAGUGUCUCGCCCAAUGUGAUGCACCGCAAAUCUGGCUUACCUCUCUUCUCGCAGCAAUUCAAAAAAAAGGAAAGUCUGCAGCCGAUCCUGCUGGCUACAGAACCAUCGGGCUGGAAAGCUGCUUAUUGAAACUGCUCACCCUUCUCAUUGAUCGACGCUUGCGAGCAUGGUCUGAUGCUGGCGGGAUUAUCCCCCCCUCGCAAAAUGGAUUUCGUGCGAAUCAUCGCACAAACAACAAUGCGUUCAUCUUGCGCACAGCUAUUGAGACUGCCCGCUCCAAGGGUCAGACUCUUUAUGUCGCCUUCGUCGACCUCACGAAUGCAUUUCCUUCCGUCGAUCAUGCUACCUUAUGGGUAAAACUACAGCAGCUUGGUGCUUCGGGGCCACUCCUCGACUGGCUACGUAUGCUCUUAAUAAAGUCGCAAUAUGCAGACCUUGUAGGGGACUCAAAUAACAGGACAGAAGAGCUGGGCAAUACAGCUAGAGUCCAGAAGUGA